Colletotrichum scovillei is the source of this 2346-nucleotide messenger RNA. Its product is annotated as amino acid permease. Gene Ontology annotation, molecular function: transmembrane transporter activity. The coding region runs from base 462 to 2036 and encodes 524 amino acids. The transcript has 3 exons. The record is from RefSeq and is a predicted model, not a curated record. Gene Ontology annotation, biological process: transmembrane transport. Gene Ontology annotation, cellular component: membrane. Lineage: Eukaryota; Fungi; Ascomycota; Sordariomycetes; Glomerellales; Glomerellaceae.
GAGAGAGAGAAAGUCUGGGCUACUAAAGAAUGGCUUAGUCCCCUUUUUCUCACCACACACCUCGGUUCCCAUGUAACGCACGCGGUCUUUUUUUCUUCACUGCCAAAAAGACGCGGUCCCCUACCUUUUCUUCGUGGAGUGCGUGUGUGUCUGUGCCAACAUUUUCAACAUUUCCAUUACGUUCAUUUAAUACUCCUGCUCCUCAAUUGCCGCAUCUCCAGACUCCUCCCCCGCAAACUCGUCCGUCUACCCCGUUCUCCCCGGCGAGAAACGUCACCGAGCGAGGCUGUCCGAAUCCGGGGUUCUACAACUACCAACAAAGCCAUUAAGUCAUCUACAUACCCCAAUCGACGUCGUACCGGUUCGAUUGAGUCGUCUGCCACCCGUGGACUGACACCACACGAUACCCUCAACCACAACACUCAGAACCUCACAAUCACCACCGACUAGAGACCGCAAACAUGGAAGCACCCCCCCGCGUCUCCGCCGACCAGGCCCUCGCCAGGCUGGGCUACAAGGCCGAGCUCCCGCGCAACCUGUCCAUGAUGUCCAUCCUCGGCCUCUCUUUCGCCAUCAUGGCAGUUCCCUUCGGCCUCAGCACCACAAUGUACAUCACCCUGACCAACGGCCAGGCCGUCACCGUCCUCUGGGGCUGGGUCCUCGUCUCCAUCAUCUCCCUCUGCAUCGCCGCCUCCCUCGCCGAGAUCUGCGCCGUCUACCCGACCGCCGGCGGCGUCUACUACUGGUCCGCCAUGCUCGCCCCCGCCGGCUGGGCGCCGCUCGUCAGCUUCGUCGACGGGUGGCUUACGCUCGUCGGAAACUGGACUGUUACCCUGAGUAUCAACUUUAGCGGUGCGCAGUUGAUUCUCAGUGCGAUUAGCGUUUUCAACGAGGACUUUGUCGCCAAUACGUGGCAGACUGUACUGUGCUUCUGGGCUGUCAUGUUGGUUUGCGCCGGAGUGAAUGCGUUUGGAUCGCGGUACCUGGAUCUGAUCAAUAAGGUCUGCAUCUACUGGACUGGUGCUUCCGUUCUCAUCAUCAUGAUCACUAUCCUGGUCAUGGCCCCCAGCAAGAGAUCAGCCGAGUUUGUCUUCACCCACUACGACGCUUCUGCCAGUGGAUGGGCUCCCGGCUGGUCAUUCUUUGUCGGUUUGCUCCAAGCCGCGUACACCCUCACCGGGUAUGGCAUGGUCGCCUCCAUGUGCGAGGAAGUCCAGAACCCCGAACGCGAAGUCCCCCGCGCCAUCGUCCUCUCCGUCGCCGCCGCCGGCGUUACCGGUGUCAUCUACCUCAUCCCCAUCCUCUUCGUCCUCCCCGACGUCACCAUGCUCCUCGAGGUCGCAAACUCCCAGCCCAUCGGCCUCCUCUUCAAGACCGUCACCGGCUCCGCGGCCGGCGGCUUCGGUCUCCUCUUCCUCAUCCUCGGUAUCCUGAUGUUCGCCGGCAUCGGUGCCCUGACCGCCGCCUCCCGUUGCACCUACGCCUUCGCCCGCGACGGCGCCAUUCCCGGCUACAAGCUCUGGAGCCGCGUCAACCACAAGCUCGACAUGCCCCUCUGGGCUCUCGGUCUGUCUACAGGUGUCGACAUGAUCCUCGGCUGUAUCUACUUCGGCUCCAGCGCCGCCUUCAACUCCUUCACCGGUGUCGCUACCAUCUGCCUCUCCACCAGCUACGGCGUGCCCGUCCUCGUGAACCUGAUCCAGCGCCGCCGCGCCGUCGCUAACUCGCCCUACCCGCUCGGCAAGUUCGGCACCGCCAUCAACUGCAUCUGCAUCGUCUGGAUCUGCUUCGCCGUCAUCAUCUUCUGCAUGCCCGUCAGCUUGCCCGUCGACGCCUCGACCAUGAACUACGCCUCUGUUGUAUUUGCCGGUUUCGCCUUCAUUGCCAUCACCUGGUACUUUGCCUACGCGAGAAAGAACUUCCACGGACCCCCGGUCGCCAAGGAGGAGUUCCAGCCUGGGCCGGAGGGCACGCUGGAGGGAAAGAUCCCGGGAAACGUUGACUCGGAGACGACGGCGAGUACGGAAAAGAAAUGAUCCUCUUUUGGCUUUCUUUGUUUUUGAGAUUUGAGUAGAAGCUGAUUGGUUUGUGGGAUCAGUUGCGUGUACGUAGUAGUUGAUUUGCCUUUUGUUAUGAUACCAAUUUGGGGUGGCUCUCACACAUCCUAACAAUCAUUCAUCCAUUGAAAAUUAUUCAAACUGUAUUGUCCCUAUCAAGUCAUUUUGCAAGAUGUGAGUGUGGCGCUUGGUUAACUAUGAUUUAUGAGUCUAUGAGGUUACGCUUCUGGUGUGACCAAAGUAAGCCCCUUCGAGCAUGUAAACCGGACAGGGCUCGUCGUAUCAGGAG